UUCACGUAAUUUUCUUGAAUUCAGAAAUGGAUAACUAUCUUAAUUCCCUCCAUUGUCCUGUCUCCAAGAAGAAAAAUGCCUUGCCAAUUGAUACCCCCUUCAAGCUUCCAUCUCCUCUGCCUCCUUGGCCACCAGGUCAAGGAUUUGCAAGUGGAAGCAUGGAUCUAGGUGGUGGAUUGCAAGUAUGUCAGAUAUCUACAUUCAACAAAGUUUGGGCAACCUAUGAAGGCGGCCCAGACAAUCUUGGAGCCACCUUCUUUGAACCUUCAGCUUUGCCUCAAGGAUUCUGUAUGCUGGGCUGCUAUGCUCAAUCCAACAACACACAACUCUGCGGUUGGCUUCUUGCUGCUCAAAUAAACACUGAUGCUCUCACCAUGCCAAUCGAUUACACUCUUGUUUGGACCAGUGAAACUCUCAAAAUCAAGCAAGACGGUUUUGGCUACUUCUGGCUACCUUUGCCACCCGAUGGUUACAAGCCUGUUGGAUUCCUCGUUACAAACUCAUCUGACAAGCCUCCUCCAGAAAAAAUUCGCUGUGUUCGAUCUGAUCUUACCGACAACUGCGAGAUUGAUUCAUGGAUUUGGGGAGCAGGGGAUGACAAGAGUGGAUUAGGUGUCUACGACUUGAGGCCGAGCAACAGAGGAGUCCAGGCUAUGGGAGUGAGUGUUGGAAGUUUUCUGGUCAAACCCCCAGGUGCCAACAAUACCGCUGUGUCUCUUUCCUGUCUGAAGAAUACGAGCUCCAAUCCAGUAUCUUGCAUGCCCAACAUCACCCAAAUUCAAUCAAUCUUCAACUCCUACUCUCCUUGGAUUUAUUUCCAUCCUGAAGAAAAAUAUCUUCCAUCCUCUGUCAACUGGUUUUUUACCAACGGGGCACUCUUGUACGAGAAAGGACAAGAGUCCCAACCCGUAUUAAUUGAACCAAAUGGCUCCAACCUUCCCCAAGGUGGCUCCAACGACGGGAACUACUGGUUGGACCUUCCGGUUGAUGAAAACGCCAAAGAAAGAGUCAAGGAGGGAGAUUUACAGAGCUGCCAAGUGUAUUUGCACGUCAAGCCAAUGCUAGGAGCCACCUUUACUGACAUAGCAAUAUGGGUUUUCUUUCCUUUCAACGGACCCGCGAGGGCUAAAGUUGAAUUCAUCAAUAUCUCUCUGGGAAAGAUCGGUGAACAUGUGGGUGAUUGGGAGCACGUGACGUUGCGAGUGAGCAACCUCAACGCUCAGCUCUAUGGGGUCUACCUGUCACAGCACAGCAGAGGCAGAUGGGUGAAGGCUUCGGAGCUCGAGUUUGAAGGUGGUAACAAACCUGUGGUGUAUGCGUCCUUGCAUGGCCACGCCAUGUAUCCCAGGGCAGGUCUUGUUUUGCAAGGAAGAAAGGGGAUAGGAAUCAGAAAUGACACGGGGAAGAGCCAGAUGGUAAUAGACGCUGGAGCAAACUCCUACAUAGUUGCAGCAGAGUAUAUGGGCAGCGCCGGCAUGGAUGAACCACCGUGGCUUAACUAUUUCAGGAAGUGGGGUCCAAGGAUUGACUAUGAUAUCGAGGAGAUGGUAAGGAAGGUGGCAAAAGUAUUGCCUGGAACCCUCAAAUCUUCAUUUAAGAACUUCAUUAACAGUCUCCCUAGGGAACUAUUGGGAGAGGAAGGUCCUACAGGUCCUAAAAUGAAACACAACUGGACUGCAGAUGAAGAUUAGUAUCUAUUUUAUUUGAAAUGUCUUCUGACAUUACCCUUUUUCCUUUCAAAUGUUUGUAAAGCCAACAAUUGUUUGUGGUAAAUUAAUAUCUACUUUAUUUGAAAUGUUUUUUUUUU
Messenger RNA from Carica papaya (papaya), 1807 nucleotides. RefSeq lists its product as hypothetical. The record is from RefSeq and is a predicted model, not a curated record. NCBI's taxonomy places the organism in Eukaryota, Viridiplantae, Streptophyta, Magnoliopsida, Brassicales, Caricaceae.